AUGCGCAACGACGUUGCCAUGGUCCUGAGAUACCUGGCCAUUGUGGCAGUCGCAGCAGCAGAGGAUGCCAGAAGACUCAAGUUCACGUUCGGUGAUGUGUCAUACUCUUCCAACGGCGUGAGCAACAGUCCGUUUGGCCAAGUGAACACCGUGAUGAACGAGGCAGAAAGCAAGAUGGUCCAGCCUGGGCAAAUGCCGCAAGAUUCAGGCGAUCCUUUUGAGUCCCUGAGUGACGACCCUUUUGGGGGCGACCCUUUCAGUGGCUUUGGAGCAACGCCCAAGCAGCAAGAGGCCAAGGGCUUUGCGCUCACUCCACAGAACGGAGCCACUGUGCUUCAAGGUAUGAUUCACUCGUUCCUCGCCCACAAGCAGCUCCAGCAAGGUGAGCUCCAGUGCCUUGAGCAAGGCACAUCUGCAAUGGGCAGCCAAGCAGCAGCGGUGGCUCAGAACAUUGUUAUGAUCGGCGAGGAGUUUUUGAGUGUUUCGAACGUGGGGAAAAAGCCAUCAACACCUGGAAUGUCUGCGCAGGCACCGUCUCGUGGACCAGUGAAGUCUGAAGCAGACAAGAAGCUGGAUGAAGCCAAUUCGAUGUUUGAAGAGAUGUUCAAUGGUGCGAUGGGAGCCAGUUCUGGUUCUGCCAGCUCGCAGGGUGCAAAACCUGCACCGAACCCGUUCAACGCAUUCAAAGGUUUCGUGAACCAGGGAUCAAACGGACCUGUGCCUGUAGCGGCGCCGGCGCCGGCGCCUGCACAGGUGACAGAUGCCAUGAACAUGUGGGGCCUUUCACAGGGAAGACGACUCCAAAUGCCCAUGAUGGGAGGCAUGCCUGGGAUGGGAGGUGCAGAAAGCGGAGGUGGAGGCGGAAUGGACCCAAUGCAGAUGAUGGGCGGUGCAGCUAUGGCAGCUCAGUUAGCGAAGCAGGUCCAGGAGUUGGGUGGCCUCAGUCACAAAGUCAUGCAGAGAUGCUUGAAAGGCGACGCUCAGCAGGCGUUGAAGGUGGCUGCAUCACGAGCUCAGAACCCGGCGUGGAUGCAGAAGGCCUUCAUUGCCAACGGACCCCAAGCCCUGGGGCACAUGGCAGAUGCCAUAAAUGCGUACCAUGUUGGCGACGCCCACACGUUUGGGGAUGCUACCGGCAUCGUGAUGCGAGAGAUGUUGCUGAACAACGCUGACAGCAUCCCGACGCAGGCUCUUCCAGACAAGAAGGCGUUGGCCAAUGUCACUGGUGGCUUCAUGAAGGGCUUCUUCGGCCCUGGCAUGACAGCAACUAUCAAGACGCCGGAGGAGCCAAACGGGAUCCAAAUAGACCUCAACAAGUGCGUGGGCAAGAAUGUCGGCUUGUUCCAGUCUAUGUGGGCAUCCGUGAUGCAGUUCUACGGCAAGCAGGGAAUGCCUACAUCGCAGGAGGAGAAGCAGAAGCAGGCCACGCUACUAGCGUACGCUGCCAUGCAGAUGCCGCGUGCUCUGAAGAUGUGCCAAGACUGCACAUCAGGAAGCUACAUUGUGUCUGACCUCGUGGAUGCAGAGGACUCUAGGGAAGAGGUGAAUGUGGCUCCCAACUUGACGCUGGAUCGCCUUCGUCAACAGUUCGAUGCUAGCAGCCCGGAAGCUGGGGCUGGCGGGCGGGUGGGCACACAGCGGAGGCAAUGGGCGGGCGACGACAAGCGCAGAAGGGGCGGCGAGGAGGACAUUCAAGCCAUCAAGGAUGCAAUCGCUGGUAUGGGCAAGGGUGUCGACAUGUCCGUUCACAUCCCGCAGCCGAGAGAAGCCUUCAGCAAGACUGAGGCAAUGACAGACAUGGCACAGACCGUGAGCGGCUAUCAGAAGCUCAUUUCGGACCCUUCUUCUGGAAUCGAUUUCGGGCAGAAGCUUGGAAACAUCUUCCAGAAAGUGGUGGAGAAUGGCUUCUCCCAGAAGUACUAUGUCGAUAGCAACGGCAACCUCAGAAAACGAUUGGUGCAGCUUUCUUCGCAACGUGGGCUGGCAGGCGCUCAAUCCCUGACUCCAGCGCUUUUGGUUCUGGUCGUGGUGUUUCUGCUCUUGGUCCUUGUCGCUGUCAAAAGCCGACGAGCCUUUGCAGGAUGGAAAGAGCACCUUUGCCAGAUGGAAUGCACCGAGUCUGGUGUUUCCCAGAAGAUGAUUCCCCACGACGUGGACAUGGAGGCUCAUGAGAUGCAUGAGAUCAAGCCUAUCUUGGACGAGGCUUAG
Molecule: messenger RNA, 2208 nt
Organism: Symbiodinium pilosum
Lineage: Eukaryota; Dinophyceae; Suessiales; Symbiodiniaceae
Source: the annotation of a GenBank genome assembly